This is a messenger RNA of Penicillium digitatum Pd1, 933 nucleotides long. Lineage: Eukaryota; Fungi; Ascomycota; Eurotiomycetes; Eurotiales; Aspergillaceae. The record is from RefSeq and is a predicted model, not a curated record.
AUGAGUGCCAAAAUAGGUAUCUUCCCCGCCUCUGGGGCCCUUGGAUCAAGCAUCGUGAACCACCUGGCGAAACUAGUCCCAGCAUCCGACCUAGUUCUGAGUGCUCAACGCCCCGAGAAACUGCACGACCUCAAGCAAGCUGGUGCCACGGUACACAAAGCAGACUAUGAUGAUCCAUCAACACUAGUCACAGCCCUUGGUGGUAUGGAUGUCUUGAUGUUGAUCUCAUAUGCAUCAUUCGAGAUAGAUCACAGAGUCAAGGCACACCGUCUUGCUAUAGAUGCAGCCAUAAAGAGCGGCGUCAAGUACAUCUUCUACUCCUCUCUUGGAUUCGGCGGUAAUCUGACUGACCAAACCAUCGCCCAUGUGAUGGGCGCUCACAUCGCUACAGAGAAAUACCUCUCUUCCCUGCAGGAUAAGCUAUCCUAUACUAUAGUCCGCGAGGGUCUCUACACUGAAUCCUUCCCGAUUUAUACCGCAUUCUUCGAUCCGCAGAAUCCAGUGGACGAGGUGACGAUCCCUCACUCGGGUACAGGCCCGGGCGUGGCAUGUAUCAAGCGCGAUGAGCUUGGCGAGGCAUCCGCUAAUCUGAUUGCCUCGUAUGUCAAUGACCCGACCAGCUUCGAGUACUCGAACACGGCUGUUCUGCUCUCUGGGUCUCAGGAGAUCUCUCUUGUGGAGUCAGUUGAGAUUAUCGGUCGGGCGAUUGGGAAACCGCUCAAGAUUCGUGAGAUCUCUAUCGAUGAGCAUGUGAAGCUUCCUCAGAUUGGAGAUCAACACACAUACAAGGGGGUGAAUCCGUCGAGGGACUGGGCUACGGCCUGGGAUGCUAUCAGGCAGGGUGAGGCUGCAAUUGUGACUCCGGCGCUACGCGAGGUCUUGGGGCGUGAACCGGAGAGCUACGAAACUACUGUGAAGGCGCUGUUUGGGUGA